AUGAAUCCAUGGCUGGCUCAGAGCAAACCGUCUGCGCUUUUGCGUCUCCGCUACGUCUGUACAUUAUCCCGGAGUCACGCUUCCCGCCUUGAACCGCACAAUUCCACCAAUCUCCUUGGUGCGUACUUCAAAUCGGGAAGGGUUUCGGAUGCAGAGAAGCUGUUCGAUAAAAUGUCUGACAGAAACGUAGUCUCGUGGUCCAUUGCUAUUCACGGCUACGCCAUCAAUGGGCAUCACGUGAAGUCGAUCAAUGCGUUCACCCAGAUGCGUCACUCCGGUUUGGUCCCCAAUUCCUUCACUGUGGUUGGAGUCCUCAUUAGUACCGCCGGUUUGUCUGACUUGGUCCUCGGCAGGUCUGUGCAUGGACUUGCCGUCAAAAGUGGGUUGCAGUCGGAGUCGAUCGUUGCAACCGCAGUGUUGGACAUGUAUGCCAAAUGUGGAAACGUGUUCGAUUCUUAUAAAGUGUUUGAGGAGCUGAAGGACUUGCAUUUGGUCUCGUGCAAUGCCAUUGUAGCGGGAUUUAUUGCCAAUGGGCUAUGCAGGGAAAGUUUUGUGCUUUUCGGAAAGUUGAGGAAGGCUGGUUUAACUCCUAAUUCGUCUACGAUGUUGACCCUUAUUAGAGGCUGUAUUGGCUUAGGGAUUAGGAUUCUUUCUGAAUCAAUUCAUUGUUUAAUUAUUAAGCUAGGCCUUGGAUUGGAUGUUUCUGUUAACAAUGCAGUUAUUGGCAUGUACUCAAGUUUCCUGGACAUUUCUGCAACCGGCAAAGUUUUCCAGGAGAUGGAAUGUAAAGACAUUAUCAGUUGGACAACCAUGAUGGGAUUAUUGGUUGGCAUAGAAGAUGCCCUUGGGGCUAUUAGGCUCUACUUUGAAAUGAAGGGCAAUGGGUUUUAUGUUGAUGCAGUAGUAAUCAUGCAUCUUAUUUUGGUUUCUGCAGCUUUAGGAAACUUGAAUGUGGGAAGACAAGUCCAUGCUCAAGCUGUAUUCCUUGGACUGCUAACAAAGCUUACUGUUGUAAAUUCCCUCAUCAAGAUGUACCUGAAGUGUGGCGACUUGGAUUCAUCAAGCACUCUUUUUGAUGGAACUGCUGAGAAGAGUCCGGUCACUUGGACUGCUAUGAUCUCAGGACUGACAAAUAAUGGCCAUGCAAGAGCAGCUUUGGAUCUCAUGGGCAAGACAAGGUGGGAUUACAGGUGUUCCCUUGAUUCAGUGUCGAUUAGCAGUGCUAUAAUUGCUUGCGGUGAAAUUUCUGCUUUCGAGUUCUGCCUGCAGCUUCAUUGCUAUGCAUCCAAGAUGGGAUAUGCACAUCAUGUACCAACUUCAAACAGCCUUAUAUCAGCUUAUUCCAAGUGUGGAAAUGUCCAACUUGCGCAUAUUGUAUUCAAGGAUAUGGUUCCUUUUUGCAAUGUGGCCUCUUGGAAUAUGAUUAUAUCUGGCUAUGGUAUCAACAGCCAAGGAGAACAUGCUGUUGCCCUUUAUCAUGAAAUGCUGAAAGACGGCAAUGAAGAACCUGAUAGUGCGACUUAUUCAGCUGUACUUACUGCUUGCAGUCAUGCAGGGUUAAUAGAUGAAGGUGUGAUGAUAUUCAAUCAGAUGGUGGAAGAUGGUAAAGUGAAGCCGAGCGAAGAGCAUUUUGGUUGUGUUAUCGACUUGCUAGCACGAGCAGGAUUUGUCGAUGAUGCAAGUGGGUUUGCUAAGAAGUUCCCUGAGAAAAUGAGCCUGAAUGCUUGGAAGGCUUUGCUCGGUGGAUGUUCUGUUCAUGGUGAUUUGCAGGUUGCUGAGCAUGCUGCAAGGAGGGUAUUUGAGCAGGAGUACGAGGAGUCAGGUGAGGUUGUGCUCUUGUCGAAUUUAUAUGCAUCAGUUGGAAGGUUUGAAGAUGCUGAAGCAUUGAGAUUGAGGAUAGAGAACAAAGGUUUGAGUAAGGAUCCCGGGAGUAGUUUUGUUAAUGGUUUGAUGCAUUAUGAUUGUGGUUGA
This is a messenger RNA of Linum tenue, 1971 nucleotides long. The record is from the annotation of a GenBank genome assembly. Lineage: Eukaryota; Viridiplantae; Streptophyta; Magnoliopsida; Malpighiales; Linaceae.